Messenger RNA from Mercenaria mercenaria, 2856 nucleotides. RefSeq lists its product as uncharacterized. NCBI's taxonomy places the organism in Eukaryota, Metazoa, Mollusca, Bivalvia, Venerida, Veneridae. Gene Ontology annotation, biological process: protein dephosphorylation. Gene Ontology annotation, molecular function: protein serine/threonine phosphatase activity; mitogen-activated protein kinase binding; cation binding. The record is from RefSeq and is a predicted model, not a curated record. The transcript has 5 exons. The coding region runs from base 70 to 2133 and encodes 687 amino acids. Gene Ontology annotation, cellular component: cytosol; nucleus.
UCAAAUUGUUUGUAUUUCGUGCGAAUUUCCCCAAACGUAAAAGCGGCGGAUGAUAACUUGAGAGAAAAAAUGUCGAGUUAUCGGAUUGGUAUGAAUUUGAGGGUUACAGAGGACAGUAACCAAGGUGGACGCCGUUAUAUGGAAGAUAGACAUGCAAUUAGAUUUGUGAAAAAUGACGAAGGAGGUUUUGAAUUUGCUUACUUCGGCAUAUUUGACGGCCAUGGUGGUGGGGAAGCUUCAAAGUACGCUCGCGAUUAUUUAUUGGAUGAAAUUACCAAAUAUGAUUGUUUUUGGAGUGACAAUGACGAUGAUAUUCUAUUCGCAAUCAAGUCGGCGUUCAUGGAUACCCAUUUAGGAAUGUGGAAGGAAGUUGACAAGUGGCCUAGAACUGCAAGUGGCUUGCCAAGUACAGCAGGAACAACUGCCAGUAUAUGUAUAAUCAAGAACUCAAAGUUAUAUAUUGGUCACGUUGGGGAUUCAGCGAUUGUCCUCGGAUGCAAUGAGAGCAAGUCGGACAAAAUAGUUAGACCAAAGGCAAAAUUGUUAACAAAGGAACAUAAGCCAGAUGAUCCUGAUGAGCUGAAGCGAAUAGAGUUGAGUGGCGGACAAGUUGUAGCCAAAUCUGGUGUACAGAGAGUGGUCUGGAAUCGGCCUAGGACAGAUCACAGAGGACCUAUACGAAGAAGUACACAGAUUGACAGAAUUCCCUUCCUGGCUGUUGCCCGUUCUUUAGGUGAUCUUUGGAGUUACAACUAUUUGAAGGAAGAGUUUGUUGUUUCACCCGAGCCUGAUGUAUCUGUUCACAAGCUGGAUCCAGCCACAGACAAGUGCCUGGUCAUCGGCUCCGAUGGUUUAUGGAACAUGUUGUCAGCAGAUGAAUCUGUCAGCUCGGUGUUUGAUCUUGAAUGUCAGUUUGAAUAUAAAGUGAUCAACGAUCCUACGGUACCUUUGUCCUACUGGAUCAACCCUGCUGAGCGACUGGUACAGGCUGCUCUUAACAAAUGGAGGAUGAGGUUGAUGAAAGCCGACAAUACUAGUGCAAUAGUGGUCCUCAUAGACCCGCUCGGUCCACGUAAACUUUCUAUCCUGAAAAAGAAACGUGAAGAUAGAAUGAAAGAGAUUGCACAACAAAAAUCACAUGAUAAUCAAGUGGUGAUGGAAAUGCUGGCGGCAAAAGAGAGUUUAACUAAAUCACCGAAGAAAGUAAUUGGGAAGAAUGUAGCACAUGCACAAGGGGUACAUAAGCCAAAAACAGAUCAAGAUGAGGAUCAUAAGACGCAUGUUGUCAAGAAAGACAAGUCACAUGCACUUGCGAAAGAUAACAAAACACAUGCACUGACUAAAGAGGAGUCACAUGCCAAAAUAUCAAAACCAAGUGAUAAAUUAAUAAUGUCACCUAUGCACAAAGGGUCAGAUAGUUUGGACGACAGCGUGCAGAUAAGAAAUUCGCACUUAGUGUCACCAGUGUCAAAUAGUGUGAAGAAACAUGAAGGAAAGUCACCAGCAUCUCCUCGGCCCAAGACGUCCCCACUUCAGACUAGUUCUAGUGAAAAUUUAUGUAGAACUGGUAUGGCCACACGUAGUUCUCCACAAAAAUCGCCAGAAGGUGUGAAAAAUUCUGUUAGUGCAUUGACUGAUAGUGUUUCUAUAGACACAAAUAUGCAUCAAACAAGAUCUCAUGCACAUGGAACAAUUAUCCCAGCAAAUAAUAUACAGCAGAAAUGCUUACAGCCUUGUAAAAAUACCUCAGAAAAUGUCAAAAAUGUUUCAGCAAGCAAAGUGCAUUCAGACAUUAAGGUGAAAGAUUUGGUGAACUUCUACUCAACUGAUGUCAAAUUAAGUCUUAAAAACUUGAAUCUGAAAAAUUCUCAGAAAUCAAAGAUUGGCAAAAAUGUGAACAAUUCCAGCGCAGCAAAUGAUAGUUUGAGAGCGACGAAAAAGACACACAGCAGUAAGAGUCUUUCAACUAGAAUCAGUCUGAGAUUGCGAAGGUUACGACAGAAGACGCAGAAAGGAAAAAUGAAGAGCCAGAGUGAAAAUAAGGGCUAUAUUGUGAAGCCAGGAAUAAAAAGGAAAAUGGACUCGAACCAGUCAUGUGGCACACCUGCACCAAAGAAAAUCCGGCAUUCCUGAUUCCAUAGUGUUUCGUUGAAUCAGUUGAAAUUCCUCACCUUAACCAAAACCGAAUGAAAUUCAGGUGAUACUGUCAUUUAAAUGAAGCUCGUCGUUUUAUAUAUGCAAUUUUUUACUUUUUUAAACAACAGAAAUACCUGUUUAUUUUAAGAAGAUUCUAUCUCUGUUUAUUCUUUUUGCAUUUAUGUACUGAAGAAAUUACUUUAAAUUCUUCAGUUGGACAUACUUGAAUUAGAACAUUGAGGCAAUUUUUACACAGGUAUUUAGGAGAAAUCUGAAUGAAAAGUUAUCUGUUGUCCAAAGAUAUCUACAAGUCUGUUAAUUUCUUUUAAUAUGGAUAAUUUUAAAGUAUACAUCCCAUGAAAUGUGAGUAAAAUUUUAGACUUUUGGAAGUAAGGAAAUGAGAUACAAAUAGUGUUUUAGCAUGCAAAUGUAUCGUUAUUCACAUUUAAAGUGUGUUUUUUUAAUGGACUCAUUUUAAUUGUUACAUCUUUUAAUGUGAUCAUUUUAUUAAUUUGAGAUAGUUACUUCAGUAAUACAAGUUACUUACUGGUAUCUGAAUGAAGGAGAGACAUUUACUUAAUAUAUUUGACAUACUUUAGUAUUUAUAUACUUGGACUUGUAUAACUUAAAAAUAAUUAUAAUUUAUAUUUUAUAUUGAUCAGACACUUGAGUACUGUUGAUUGUGUGAUACACUGAAGACAAUGUUGCUUUUAAACUAAA